GCUGUGAAUCUUUGUUGUUUUUCCUUAGCCCGGAUACUUUCAGGGUGAACAGAAAAAGACUUAAAUGUUCAAACAGAACUAGUAACUUUUUAAUGAUGGCUGAAUUUACAACAAAUAGAAUAACAUCCACUUCUUUUGAGAUGAGGACAGGUUCUGCACUGCUUUCGUCUUACACAAGACUUGAACACAGAAAAGCAGGAUUCUACAGUCGACAGGCACUUAAAGAUGAGAGGAAAAGGAUGGGAGCAAGCACCAGGAACCAUCAGAAUGUGGGCAAAUCCCAACCGUACCCUGCGAAUGCAGCACGGGAACGGAGCAGGGUUCAAAAUUUAAGGCAGGCGUUUCACAAUUUGCAAGCAGCUUUGCCUUCGGUCCCACCUGACACAAAACUGUCAAAACUGGACAUCCUAAUACUGGCUGCAAAUUACAUUGCUCAUCUUACCCAGACCCUGGACCAAGGAAACAACGUGGUAGAUCAUGUUCAGCCAUUGAGAAUGCAGGGCUAUCUUCACCCUGUCAAGAAGUGGCCAAUGCGCUCCCAUCUGUAUUCUGGCGCCGUAGGAGAAAUCCUAACUGGAGUUUAUCCAAAGCAGAAGGACAUCGCUUCUGGAGAGCAGUGUGGCAGGGCAGCGCCCUGAUGAAGGGACAGUUUACACAUAUUGUUGUAUGCUGGUGUCUUUACUUUGAUACCAGUGCUACCAGUCAUUGAACUGAGGUGUUAAAGUUCAUAUAAGUUUGGCUUAACAUCUUCUCUGUUGAGUGCUUCAGUAAAUAUACCAGACCAUACUUCUUCACUGAUUUCAUGUAAAUAUUUAGAUUCAGAUUGAAGGAAGUGAUUUGAGAUACCUCAGACCCCCUUAGAUUUUGUUUUCAUGUAAAAAGUGACUAGUUAUUAUGUAUCUGAGAGAUUACACAAGGACAGCCUAAGAGUUCUGGGUUCAAAGCCUGGCUCAGACAUUUUGUGUGAAAUUUGACAGUUCUCCUUGUGUCAGUUUCUUUUAACAUUCCAAAGACAUGUGGGUUAGCUUGACAGGCGACUCCGCAUAGGCCCUUGAUGACCUGGAGCUUCACUAAGACUCAGUUUCCGACUUAUUCCCAGUGAAGCCUCUUCCCACACUAUAGUAGAAUAAGCAAGUUUGGACAAAUAGAUAUGCUCAAAAUCAUAAUUGCAAUUUAGGCAGGAUAUUUUUACAUCUUCUUACUAUUGUUUAAUAUUCUGUACAACAUGAGUGAAAGAAAUAGGUCAUCUUUACAGUAAAACCUGAUCUCAUAACUGCAAUGAAGUAUACAUUAGAUAUGUAUUAAUUAUAUAUUUCAGUACUUAUACUUUCGUCAGUAGCUCCCAUUACAAUUUAUCCUUCAUGCUUUGAGUCAGAAAUAAUGGAUUCAUUUUAUUUGAACAAGAAACAAAGUCAGCCAGUUCAUAUCAGGCAAACCAGUAAAAACCAAACUUAUACUGCAUUUUAAUCAAAUGGAGAUUAAGGAGUGACAUGACGGAAGUAUUUUAAAAUAUGAAUGGAGUCAGUAGGGUGGAUGGCAGCUGUUACUUUAAAAUGAAUCUGUAAAAAAACAAAACAAGACAUGGAGUCACAGACACAUGCCAGGCAAUGGUACCUUUUGUACAUAAAUUAGCAAUUCUUUGUUCACAUAUGAAUGUAUGGCAUGGAUUGCUUAGCAUUUUGCUCCUACACCUGAAACUAUUUACGUGUAGUACCCUUCAUGGAGCGCACACUCAACGCAGUCUCUUGGAUAUGUUAGAAGAUGAGCAGUGCUGGGGUCCCCUGCCUGUCAUUGCUCUUUAAUUUCCUAGUAAGUGCAGCACGCUGCGUGAUGAUAACAUUUUCAGUUUGGAUGUUUAUCAUAUAAUAAUGCACAGAAAGAUCUAUGUUACAUUAGGAUAACCUUGUGUUGCAGAGUAAAUGUUUUGUGAUAUUAGUCUGUAUUGCAAACUAUGACAUAUACAAGCUUUUUCGAUAUAGUGCCUUUCUACUUCACAAAUGCCUACCUAUUUCUUUGAUGAGCUAACACAGUAUUGAUUCAAAAAUCACAACUUUAUCUGUUAUCUGUUCAUUUCUUAGAAAAAUGAAAAAUAUGCAACCAAAUAUGAAGAUGAAAAGUUCAAAUCACACCACCAGGUUUCAUAAUUUUAAAAUUUAUGCAAUCAGUAUUUCAUUUUGUCUACAGUCCUCUAAAUUUCUCAAGAGUUUUACGUUUUAUUGAGUCUGUAAUUAGUUAGAAAGUUUAUUUCUUUUAUAUACAGUAAAGUAGGCAGAAUGUCUAAGCCGAAAACAUUUACAGGAAAAGCUCGUCCAUUUUAUAGGUUUAUUGGUCUUUAUUAUCAAACAUGCAUAGUACAGUGAAAUUAAUCUGCAUAGCAAUAAUAAUAGAAGGAGCCAUGGAUUACCUACAGACUGACUCUUCUUCUCUUAGCAGCAUUCACACACGUACUGGACCGGCCAUCAUGUCUUGCCUGACACCCAGAGCUGCUGUAAUGAUCACUGGCUUCCUGUGACCCUAGACUGGGCAGUUUACAUUUACCGCUCAGCACAUGCAACAUUAAGUGUAUACCGAUAAUUUUUCCUUUGAUUGCACACUAUGCAAGUGCUUUUUAGUGUGUCCGGAAUAAGUUUUCAUGGUAAUGCAGUAAUGUAUAUUUGUUUUUCGUUUUUUUUUUAAUGUAACAUAGGACAUAGGUUUAAAAUAUAUAUAGGUUACUCAUUACUUAAAAGUAAUAUUGUAAAAAGGUAUUAAAAUGGGCUUUGUUUUCAGGAAUGCAUGAUUUACUAAGAUCAGCUAUUUUUUAUGAUGCUACAAACUUUCAUGACUUGGAAGUCCCAAAAGCAAACAAGUCCCAAAAAUACUACCAAUAGUUGCCCUGUAGGGGGAAAACCCUGACGAAAUACAAAAAGGAUCUUAUGAAGAAUCUUCAUAAAAUAACAGAUUUAUUUUAAUAAAGGCUCUGCAAUCCAAGAAGCUCCUAAGAGCACAAAAGAAACUGACUUAGAGGGCAAGGCAAUCCAUAGAAAACAAAGUCCCAAUACAGGAUCUUAAGAGCACACGUUCAAAAAAAUCCAGGAAAUACAGAAAAAACAAGGAACAGCAAAACACAAAUAACACUCUACUAACUAGUAUGUUCGAAAUGAAGCACCAAGAACUGUGGAAGGCCCUCCAAUAUAAAGGGUGGAGGGCAGUUCCUGGCGGUGAAUGGCAGGUGGCCCUGCCCCUUGGGGAGCCACCCACAAAACACAUAGAACAUAGUGAAAUAAUCACAAAGAAUAAUGCACAAAAUACAUAAAAGAAACAUCAAUAUCAAUAAAUGGCACUUUGAACCUCAGUCAGAGGAGAAAUGCUGGGUGAAACAUAACAUGACCAUUUGCUUAACCAUCUGAGUCUUUAGGAAAUUCUGUCACAUGCUGAUUAAGGAUGUGCAAUGCACUCAAGAAUGCCUUGUUAUGACAUAUGCAAGUGACUUGCUGAAUGCUAAGCUUUGAUAUUCUGUUUGUGAUGUCAAAAGCAUGGAUUUAGUUUGUAUGAGCUUCAAAUAUCCAAGAAGGUGAUACUAUACAUUAUAUGAACUCAAAAAACGUGGACUGGAAGGGACAAAUAAAUGUAUGACUCUGGAAGAGAAGCAGGUUUGAGAAGGCAGUUUACAAUAUAAUUACCUUAAUGUGCUUCCUGUCCAGUUUGUCUGACACUACAUUUGUGCAUCAUUUGAAAUUAGAUAAAAUGCUGAUAAUAAUAAAGCAUGGGCUGGAAUUGGAGUUUUCUGCCUGAGCUGUUUCAUUGGUGAAUGUUACCUCCGCAUUGGUACAGGAGAUGUGUCAGGCGCCACAGAGCUAUUAUAAGUGGAGGCUUGCAUUCAAAGGUCAUGCAGGAGCAAAGACCAAGACGGACCAGGGGCAACAUGUUAUGACAGAGAGUCACCUGGUGGUCUAAGCAAGAUGAACUGAUUAUCAAGGUUCCAUAAAUAUUGUUUUGCCAACUCUCAUAUUUGUACCGUGCUUAUAUUUUGGGUAUAGUAUCUAUAAUACAUGAUAAAUAAAUUUGUAACUUUUUCUCCUGCUUGUUCUGGUACUCUAUUAUGUUGACUGACGUCAUAGAUAUUAAAGGUAGUG
This is a messenger RNA of Polypterus senegalus (gray bichir), 4115 nucleotides long. Its product is annotated as transcription factor 24-like. The transcript has 3 exons. Gene Ontology annotation, molecular function: protein dimerization activity; RNA polymerase II transcription regulatory region sequence-specific DNA binding; DNA-binding transcription factor activity, RNA polymerase II-specific. Bases 93 to 638 code for a protein of 181 amino acids. Gene Ontology annotation, biological process: regulation of transcription by RNA polymerase II; developmental process. The record is from RefSeq and is a predicted model, not a curated record. NCBI's taxonomy places the organism in Eukaryota, Metazoa, Chordata, Cladistia, Polypteriformes, Polypteridae.